AUGGGUCUCAAGAUUAAAAAAAAGGCAGCUGACGAUGCUGUGAAGGAAGAAGAAAAAGCGGUCAAAAUGUUAAAGCCACACAAGCCACUCCGGAAGCUGAAACUUGAAGACCUUCCUUUGCAGGACAAAGGACCAAGGCCACAAGAGCUUUGGGAUAUAUUCUUCCAACAUAAUGCGCUGGAUAUCAAUAAGCACCCCACUAUCAAAAAAAUUGCCACUAAUCAUCUGAAUGAGUGGUGCAGCACAUUUGGAAAGGAUGCUCUCAAGAUACUCAAAUGCCAAUUCAGACAUCCCAAGUUUUGCCAUGACAUUGAUGCCUGGAUCAAAUUUGUUCAUGACCAUUUGCCAUGUAAAGUAAACAACCAAAAAUGUGUACCUUUUGUGUUUGCAGAUAUCAAGAAUUUCAAAGGAGCUUGGUUGUCACCCAUACUACUGGAACUUGCAGCUACUUAUAUCAAACACUGUGGUAAGGCUUUCAGCACAUUCGGAAAACAAAUUGGCGCACUUGGUUUGGCAGCUGCUGUGUACCACCAUGCAUUAUCACUCUACACUGAGGGUGAAUUGGCAAAAGAGGCAGCCAAGUGCAAUUUAGACAUGGCAGGUGGUAAAAAUCUGAAGAACAUUGACUUUGAUGCAGCAUGGGGGUCCAUCGCAAUGUGUUAUGUGGAACAAGCCACUGGAUUGCCUGGAGGCAAGUGGGAAGCUAUUAAGAAUGCCUUGACAGAGUUGGUUGAGAUGGAUGCAAGAUCUGAUGAUGAAGGUUUCGACAAUGACGACAACAAUAUUAUGGACAUCUGUGGUGUGGUUCUGCUCUCUGAUGCUGAGGAUGGAGGUCCUCAACUUGAACAAAUGGAUUCCUGA
Molecule: messenger RNA, 861 nt
Organism: Suillus bovinus
Lineage: Eukaryota; Fungi; Basidiomycota; Agaricomycetes; Boletales; Suillaceae
Exons: 5
Coding region: 1-861 (286 amino acids)
Source: RefSeq, a predicted model, not a curated record